Nylanderia fulva is the source of this 2404-nucleotide messenger RNA. It is a transcript of the gene stl, whose product is annotated as ADAMTS metallopeptidase stall. The record is from RefSeq and is a predicted model, not a curated record. Gene Ontology annotation, molecular function: metalloendopeptidase activity. Gene Ontology annotation, biological process: proteolysis; extracellular matrix organization. NCBI's taxonomy places the organism in Eukaryota, Metazoa, Arthropoda, Insecta, Hymenoptera, Formicidae. Gene Ontology annotation, cellular component: extracellular matrix.
GAAUAUAUGCAUUCAAAAAUAUAUAUAAAGAGCUGUUGAUAUUAUAAUAUCUUUUCGACUACUCUUGAACUUGAGGUAGCACACAGUAAAGAGAAUGCUAUCCUCCGUGUUAAGAUUAGUGUUAGUGCAUGUUUUAUUAAACGAGGUAUACGCCCAUAAUACGCGAGACAUCGAGGUGAUACUGCUACCGAUAUGGAACUCGAAUAAAGGUGCAUCGGAGAUUCCAUUAACUUUUGAAGUGUUCGGGCAAUUGAUUCAAUUAAGCCUACGUAGAAACGACAAAAUUGUAUCGCCCGAAUUUCAAAUAUGGAAACAUAAUACUAAAGGCAUUAUCGAAGAGUUGUCGCAAUUGAAUGCACCAGAAUCUUGCUAUUACCUUCACGAAGAUGACAUCGCUUCCGCGGCCAUAAGUUUCUGCCAAGAACAUGGAUUGCACGGGCUCAUCUUUCUGGAGAACGUUACGUUGGAGAUUACACCAUUACGAAACGGCCUGAAGUCCUCGCCCUUGCUCGUUGACGAUCGUUAUAUUAAUAAAAAAGAAGCCGCCUCUAUCGGCGAGCCUCAUGUAGUCAAACGAUCACUCAGUCUCCGAGUUCCAAGUCUCCAAGAGACUCAUUCAAAGCGAGCCAGACUCGCGAAAGAUGAGCGAUUGACGUUGGAGCUGGCCGUCUUCUUCGACGAGGCGGCGUAUCGUCUGUUUUCGCCCUUUCUAGACGAGGACGACGAGAAGAUUCGCGACAUGUUGCUGGCGUACGUGAACGGCGUUCAAGCGUUGUACCGUCAUCCGAGUCUGGGAGUCCCGAUCGACAUCUCGCUGAUACGCCUGGACGUUAUUCAGAGACAGCCCUUCGAUUUGCCGCACUUCGGUGGCGAACGAGGAGGUCUCUUGGAUUCGUUUUGCCAUUACGCGAGCGCGCGGAAUCCCGCCGAGGAUGACGAUCCGCGUCAUUGGGACAUGGCUCUCUACGUGACCGGAUUGGAUCUUUACGCCCUCGAGGACGGGAAGAGGAACAGGGCCACCAUGGGAUUGGCCACCGUCGGUGGUCUUUGCAUUCCGCUCUAUUCCUGCGUGAUUGCGGAAUUGGGGGUCACCGAUCAGCUCGGGAAACCAUAUCCAUCCGCGGGAUUUACGUCGGUUUUCAUCGCUGCUCACGAAAUCGGUCAUAAUUUAGGAAUGCAUCACGACUCGAGUGGCAACGCCUGCCCGAAGGACGGAUACAUAAUGUCUCCCAGUAGGGGUGUUCGAGGUGAGACGGUGUGGUCCGACUGUAGCCGGAAGAUAGCCGAGACGCUCUCGCAAACGAAGCCUUGUCUCCUAGAUUGGCCCGAGUCACGAAACACCUCGGACGCGCCUGCGCACGAGUACGACCAUUAUUCGCGGUAUCGUGACCUACCCGGAAGAGAAUGGACGGCCAAGAGGCAAUGCGAGCUACUCCUACGCGACAAGGACGCGAAUGUCGUCACAUUGUACCAAUCUUGUCAGUCUCUCCAAUGCGAGACACCUCGAAGGAGCGGAUAUUACUUCGCGGGACCGGCUCUGGAUGGAACUCACUGCGCACCCGGCAGGGAAUGUCGUGGCGGAGAAUGCAUGCCCGUUCUGGAACAAUCGUCCAACAGCGAAAAGGGUAGCUGGAGCGAGUGGAAGGAAGAUUCCUGCAGCAGUGGCUGCCUGGAACGGUCCAAAGGAGUUCGUGUUAGACGACGCUUUUGCGAAAAUCGGGAUCACAAGCCGGUAACGAGUUGCAAAGGGUCGUACUACAACGUACUUUUGUGCAACGACGAGAAGCUUUGCCGAAAGAAACGCAGAACAACCGUCAUCGAAUUUGCCACGCUGAAGUGCCGCCUCUUUAGCGAGAAACUGCCGGAACUGGACGGCUCGGCCAAGGGUUUGCAGGUCGAUCAUGAGGCUGAUUUACCCUGGAUAGCCUGCGCGAUAUUUUGCCGACGAAGAGACAUCGCCGCUUAUUACGCGCCGCGCGUAGAACUGAACGAUCUCGGCCUCGACCCCUAUCUACCCGAUGGCACGUGGUGCUACGCCGAGGGGGGCCGAGAUUACUUUUGCCGUCAGCAUCACUGUCUGCCGGAGCACUUUGUGUUCGGCAAAAAAGCGAGACCGAGGAUGGAUUAUUAUCAUCGGUACGAGGAGGAAUUGGGGCCGCAAAAUGCGGGAAAUCAGUUAGGAUUGAUCGACCGACUCGUCAAGUAUCUCAAGACACCAGGUCCGAAUGGUUUGCCCUUGUUGACUUCCGUGUCACGUGGCACUCCUCCGCCUAGCGAAGAUGAGUGGAUCGACAAGGAUUACAUCGAAUUACCCGCAUUCGAAGCGGGCUUUUCCAUGACUUCUUAAUUUCUUCUUCUUUCUUGAAUAUGUGAUUAUUCUAUUUCAAGAGAAGAGUUUCGCGAA